Messenger RNA from Zingiber officinale, 654 nucleotides. RefSeq names its product pathogenesis-related protein PRB1-3-like. The transcript has a single exon. NCBI's taxonomy places the organism in Eukaryota, Viridiplantae, Streptophyta, Magnoliopsida, Zingiberales, Zingiberaceae. The coding region runs from base 1 to 654 and encodes 217 amino acids. Gene Ontology annotation, cellular component: extracellular region. The record is from RefSeq and is a predicted model, not a curated record.
AUGGAGCAGAGUCCGUCGCCGUCACGUCUCUCCUUCCUCCUCCUCCUCCUUCUCCUCCCUCUCUCUUUCGCCGUAGAAGUCCCUUCGCCACCGUCAUCCGGCAAGGGCAACGCCCCCGUCAAUGGCGGCAGAGUCUGCGAGAACUUCACCGUCCCUAUAGUCGGCGGCAUCAGCCUUUGCAUCACCCCGAAAUCUCGGCCCCCUCCGCCCACUCUUUCUUCAUAUUUCGAGAGGCGCUCGGUGCGGGAAUUCCUUCUGGCCCACAAUCGGGUGCGGGGGGCGCUGAGGGAGAAGCCGCUGCAGUGGGACCGGAAUCUGGCCCGGUUCGCGCGGCGGUGGGCGAACCAGCGGCGACGCAACUGCGACAUGGUGCACUCCAUGGGCCCCUACGGGGAGAACCUGUUCUGGGGUGGCGCGGGGGCGGAUUGGACGGCGGUGCAGGCGGUGGAGGAGUGGGCGAAGGAGGCGGAGGACUACGACCGCGACAGCAACGAAUGCGCGCCGGGGAAGAUGUGCGGUCACUUCACGCAGCUGGUGUGGAAUGAGACCGACAAGGUCGGGUGCGCCCUCGUCAACUGCAUCAAAGGAGGCGUCAUCAUCACCUGCAACUACGACCCGCCGGGAAACUACGUCGGCGAGAGCCCUUUCCAAUAA